AUGCCUGUAAAGUCCGAGUCCCCCCUAGUCAAAAAUAUUAGUUCCUUGUCCCUGAAACCGGGCAGCAUAGCGAGUUUGGAACUAUCGAAACAUGGAAACAGGUUAACGACACUAGAAAAAACAUUUGUGCCAGUGGCGACGCUACUAUCAAGCCUGAGAAAGGACGCACAUAACGAAAAAUACGAAUCAAUAUCAAGGAACAUAAAUAGAAUAACGAAAACACGCGAGGAAUUUGAGAUGCCAAAGGUGUUCUCGUUCGAUGAGUUGAGUCAGGUAACAGGAGGCGUGAUAAAAGGAUCAGAUAAAAAUUCGACCAGAGCAGAAGGCAUUACGGCACAGCUGGACGUCGAAAAAAACCAACUGGUAACAGUGUUCGGCUGGUGUAAGAGCAUAAGAAAGCAGGACGGAGGAAAGCUGCUGUUCGUUAUCAUCAACGACGGAAGCUGCAAGGCAAACCUGCAGGUGGUGGUACACCAAGGAGCAAGAGGAUUCGAACAGGCCUCAAAGUCGCACUCAGGAGCCUCAGUGAGAGCACGAGGCUUCCUGGUGGACAGGUUCAAGGGAGUGACGGAGAACGGAGCGGAAAGUAAAGCAGCCGCAGAAGGCGCGGAGGACUACGAGCUGCUGGAAGCAGUGAGCAACAAGUUUGAAGUGCACGUGACGGAGGUGGAGACGAACUCAGUGCAAAUACUGGGAGUGAACAUGUACCCGAACAAGUACACGAUCAGCAAGAAGGGCGUGACGCUGGAGCACCUGAGAGAUAUGGCACACCUGAGGCCGAGGAGUUACCAAAUCUCGGCGACAAUGAGGAUAAGGAGCUCCCUGGCGCUGGCAAUACACCUCUUCUUCCAGUCUAUCGGCUGCAACUACCUUAACUCGCCAAUCAUAACGACGGCGGACUGCGAAGGAGCAGGGGAACUCUUCCAGGUGACGACGCUGCUGGAGAACGUGAACAAGCUGUCGGAUCUGUCGGAAAAGAUGGCGGCGGGUGACGCCAAGGCCAGCGCCGAAGCCGACGCAGCUGUUGGCAGCAAUCACUCAGAAGUAGUUGGUGGUAGCAGUGGUACCACUGCCACUGCGAGUACUGCUGGUAACACCGUUACCGAUGGUGUUACUACUAGUGCUACCGAUGGAGCCACUACCAGUGUUACUGAUGGGACAACCACCAGUGCCAGUUUUGCUGUUGGUGACACUAUUGUUGCCGGUCCUGCCACCGCUGCAGGUACGCCUCGCACAAAUGCUGGCGGAGCUCCCACUAAAAGCAGCAUGAUCGCCAACGCCAAAGUGACCUAUAAGAACGACUUCUUUAAAAAGAAAAGUUACCUCACGUGCAGUGGACAGCUGAGCGCAGAAAACUACUGCUGCAGCAUGGGAAGCGUGUACACGUUCGGACCAACCUUCAGAGCGGAAAACUCGCACACGUCGAGGCACCUGGCGGAGUUCUGGAUGAUAGAGCCUGAACUGGUGCUGGUAGACCUGCCAGGACUGAUGAGUCUGACUGAGCAGUUCAUCAAGUUCCUGGUGUCCUACGUGCUGGACCACUGCUACGACGACCUCGACUACCUCAACACCAAAGUGGACAGCACACUGCUGGAGAGACUGAAGCACGUGGCAGACAAGGAGUUCGCACACGUGUCGUACACGAAGGUGAUAGAGAUCCUGACGGAAGUGGUGGAGGAAACCAAGGACAAACCUAAAUUUGAAUACAAUAACAUAUUUUGGGGAAUGGACCUGCAGAGUGAACACGAACGUUACAUCAGCGAGGAAGUGUUCAACGGGCCAGUGAUCAUAUACAACUACCCGAAGACGAUCAAGGCGUUCUACAUGAGAAAAAACGAAGAUAAGAAGACAGUAGCAGCAAUGGACCUUAUCAUACCGAAAAUAGGGGAGUUGAUAGGUGGAUCACAACGUGAAGAGAGGUUGGACUACCUGAUGGAGUCAAUCAAGGAAAAUAAACUCAAUGAAGAGGACUACUGGUGGUACCUGGAGCUGAGAAAGUACGGAACAGUGGUGCACUCAGGCUUCGGACUGGGUUUCGAGAGGUUAAUCAUGAUGGUGACAGGAGUGAACAACAUCAGAGACGUUAUACCGUUUCCACGAUACCCAGGACACUCAGCAUUUUAA
Molecule: messenger RNA, 2124 nt
Organism: Theileria orientalis strain Shintoku
Lineage: Eukaryota; Apicomplexa; Aconoidasida; Piroplasmida; Theileriidae
Product: asparaginyl-tRNA synthetase
Exons: 3
Coding region: 1-2124 (707 amino acids)
Biological process (GO): asparaginyl-tRNA aminoacylation
Cellular component (GO): mitochondrion
Molecular function (GO): ATP binding; nucleic acid binding; asparagine-tRNA ligase activity
Source: RefSeq, a predicted model, not a curated record